CUCUUUAAAUCUAGAGUUACUUCCCCCUAGCAAUUCCCGCACUUUUUCUCCCGCAAUAUUUUCCCAUUCCCUGCUGUUGAUUGACCCUCGUGUAUAUUACCGGUCACAUCCGUUCAACAGAUAAUUAGCUGAGAUUUAAUCCGAUAGACGUGAUUGCUAAUUAAGCAUGUAGAGAAAUCAUCUACUGAAUUCUUUAUUACGCUAAUCUUAAAAACAUAACGUCUAUAAUAAAACCUAGAAUUUCUUACGAAGCUGUCGUUGUCUACCUUGGCUUAAGUUCUCACUACCUGAACAUACUGCGACCUCGUCCUUACCGGAUCUAAAUAUUACCUGCUUAUUGUUACAAUGGAUUGAUUGUGACACCUUCCUCCUCUACAUUGGGUCUAUAAAUAAUACAAUAUCAGAGGACAUUGGCAUCAGAGGAAUUUUACUGCAGAAGCGUCAUCAAUAUUUAUCAUAUUUUGAAGAUGAUGUUACACAGAACAGGAUAUAAGAACCCUGUUUAUGUAAAUUAACUGUGAAUUUCAGUAAAAUAUUUCUUCUGGGUGACGUUAUUGGUGAAAUUUCUUGGAUUCACUCUGAAAUGGGUAAAACCUAAAUUUGAAUUCUAAAUAAACUUGGAUAAAUUUACAAAGACAUUUGCAACAUCUUAAGAUAUCAGCAAAGCUUAUAUUUGAUAAAAAUAUGGCAGUUGUAACAUUUGUUAGGAAUAAAAUAUAGAAACAAGAAGAUAGGACAUUUCCAGACCAUUUUGUUGAAGAAAAAAAUUACAGAAAGAAAAAUUGUGUGAGAAACUUUAAUUUUUGGUAGAUUUACCUGCAGAGAUGCCAAAAGAAAGAGGAAAAUCUGUAUACGACUGUGAUAUCUGUAAAAAAUCAUUCUCUAAAAAGGUAACCUAACUAUUCACAGAAAUAUUCACACAGGAGAGAAACCAUAUCAUUGUGAUAUCUGUGGUAAAUCAUUCUCUACAAAUAGUACCUUGGCUAUUCAUAAACGCAUUCAUACAGGUGAGAAGCCCUAUCACUGUGGUAUCUGUGGUAAAUCUUUCUCUCAAAGGAAUACCUUGACAAAUCACAAGCAUGUUCAUACAGGUGAGAAACCACAUCAUUGCGAUGUCUGUGGUAAAUCUUUCUCUCUGGUAAAUACCUUAAAUGUUCAUAGAAAUAUUCAUAUAGGAGAGAAGCCAUACCAUUGCGACAUAUGUGGUGAAUCAUUCUCUAGAAAUAAUACCUUAACUGCUCACAAACGCAUUCAUACAGGUGAGACACCAUAUCAUUGUGAUACCUGUGGAAAAUCAUUUCCUCACAGGAAUACCUUAACUGAACACAGACGUGUUCAUACAGGUGAGAAGCCAUUCCACUGUAAUAUCUGUGGUAAAUCAUUCUCUCAAAAAUCUAUUUUGGCUAUUCACAUGCAUAUCCAUACAGGUGAGAAGCCAUAUCACUGUGAUGUCUGUGGAAAAUCUUUCUCUCAAAAGCCCCAUCUAAGUGCACACAAACGCAUUCACACAGGUGAGAAACCUUAUCAUUGUGAUAUCUGUGGUAAAUCUUUUACUCACAAAAAUACCUUAUCUAACCACAAACCUACUCAUACAGGUGAGAGAAAAUACCAUUGUGAUAUUUGCGGUAAAUCAUUCUCUCGUAAUGAUCUCUUAAGUGUACACAAACGUAUUCAUACAGGAGAGAGACCAUAUCACUGUGAUAUCUGUGGUAAAUCAUUCAGUCGUAGUCACCACUUAACCGCUCACAAACAUAUUCAUACAGGAGAGCAACCAUAUCGCUGUGAUAUCUGUGGUAAAUCAUUCUCUCACAGAAGUACCAUAGCUGUACACAAACAUGUUCAUUCAGGAUUGAAACUAUAUCACUGUGAUAUCUGUGGUAAAUCAUUCUCUCAAAGUAGUAAAGUUAAUCUUCACAAACGUAUUCAUACAGGUGAGAAGCCAUACCACUGUAAUUUGUGCAAUAAAUCGUUUGCUUACAAAACAAAUUUAACCAACCAUAAACGUACUCAUACAGGAGAGAAACCAUAUCACUGUGAUAACUGUGGUAAAUCUUUCUCUUACAAAACUAAUUUAACUAUUCACAGACGCACACAUACAGGUGAGAAAUUAUAUCACUGUGAUACCUGUGGUAAAUCAUUCUCUCAUAAAAAUACUCUAACUCUGCACAAACAGACUCAUACAGGAUUGAAACCAUAUCGCUGUGAUGUCUGUGGUAAAUCAUUCUCUCAGAGUUUUAAAGUAACUCUUCACAAACGCAUUCAUACAGGUGAGAAACCGUAUCACUGUGAGAUAUGCAGUAAAUCUUUCUCUUGCAAAAGUAACUUAUACACCCAUAAACGUAUUCAUACAGGUGAGAAACCUUAUCAGUGUGACAACUGUGAUAAAUAUUUCUCUUGCAAAACUAAUUUAACUCAUCACAAACUUACCCAUACAGGUGAGAAACCACACCACUGUGAUAUCUGUGGUAAAUCAUUUGCUCACAGAAGUUCUAUAACUGUUCACAAACGUACCCAUACAGGAGAGAAACCAUAUCACUGUGAUAUCUGUGGUAAAUCAUUCACUCACAGAAGUGCUGUAACUGUACAUAAACGUACUCAUACAGGUGAGAAACCAUAUCACUGUGAUAUCUGUAGUAAAUCAUUCUCUCGAAGUGGUGACCUAUCCACUCACAAAUUUAUCCAUACAGGUGAGAAACCUUACCACUGUGAUAUCUGUGGGAAAUCAUUCUCUGUAAAAGUUAACUUAACUAAACACAAGCGUAUUCAUACAGGUGAAAAGCCAUAUCACUGUGAUAUCUGCGGGAGAUCAUUCACUCAAAAGGGACAUUUAAGUAGACACAAAUGUAUUCCUUCAGGAAUGAAAUCAUCAUUGUGACACCCGUGGUGAAUCAUUCUCUGAAAUAGAUCACUUGACCACUCACAGACGAAUUCAUUAGGAGAGAAACCAUGUCAUUGUGAUAUCUGUGGUGAAUGGUUCUCUCAAAUAUAUCUCUUAGAUCAGUGGUUUUCAA
Molecule: messenger RNA, 3011 nt
Organism: Octopus sinensis (East Asian common octopus)
Lineage: Eukaryota; Metazoa; Mollusca; Cephalopoda; Octopoda; Octopodidae
Product: zinc finger protein 93-like
Exons: 3
Coding region: 1412-2875 (487 amino acids)
Cellular component (GO): nucleus
Source: RefSeq, a predicted model, not a curated record